Molecule: messenger RNA, 1720 nt
Organism: Lentinula edodes (shiitake mushroom)
Lineage: Eukaryota; Fungi; Basidiomycota; Agaricomycetes; Agaricales; Omphalotaceae
Exons: 6
Coding region: 370-1437 (355 amino acids)
Source: RefSeq, a predicted model, not a curated record
UGGUCAAAUGACUAGGCAUUCAUCUCAUCGCCUAGUAUUUCCCCGCCUUAUCUCUGAUUAUUGGAAAUGCAUGCUCUGCUCAGCAACGGUGCUAAUGGGCACGCUGGUAGCUCGAGGUGUCCAUAAAUUGCCUCGCUGCCUGCAAAAAUGUGGCGUGCACUGCUACCGUGCUGUUACCUGAACGAUAGCACCUGUAUUACAAUUUGAAAGCAGAACGCAAUCCGGACACCUGGAUCUAAGAAUCAUCGCCUUUUACCCUGCAAGCCCCAAGAUACCUCUAUAUCUUCGGCAGCAGCUCUAAGAACACCUCGCAGCUCUCUGUCCGAUAUCUAGCUCUUGAACCGAUCUUUCAUCUCUUGUCCUACCGACAUGCCUUCCAUCGUCGUCACUCGAGCUUCACCUACCACUAUUGUACCUCAUUAUUCCUCCGGACAUAGUUCGCAUAGUUCGCAUAGCUCUCUGUCUUCUACCUCCACUCAGGACGGAACCAAGGAAUAUCGGGUGGAGCUGGAGGAACGCCGCCGACGCACGGUCUUCGUCACUUCAAGUGUGCCACCAGAACAGUGGGAAACCCGCGAAAUCCUUGAUAUAGCCGAUAUUGAGGAGGAGAACGAGAAGAAUUUCGAAGGAGAUUUUUCUGCGACGGUGCAUCGAAGUAAGUCUCUCUCAGAGAGGACCCGUGUCAUUGGUGCCACAGUAAUAGAUUCGACACGUUCUCGGUCUGCACAAGAUCUUCCCAGUAAUGACAAACCUCAGCAUCGUCACUCUCCCCAAACCUCCUCCCGCUACCAAAGUCGUCGCGCGAGCCUUAAGCCCAGCGACGCUCUUUCCUCCGCCGCAGCAACUUUGAAUCGCAUGUCCGUGAUGCCUAACACGCCUCCGAAUUCACCUGCAGUUUGGAAGCCUAAUCACUCAAUUGCAAGGACCAAUCUGUCUCCUAAUGCACAUGGGCCGAGGCCGACGACGAUGGCAGUAGCGAUAGCCCCACGUCCACGAGUUCUUUUUUACCACAAACACCAUCCUCAUUACGGGUUCACUAAUUUUUCCCCUCAUCCGGUCAUCUAUAAGGGCAAGAGGUACCCCACUAGUGAACAUUUAUUUCAAUCGUUCAAGUUCCAUGGUCACCGACCUCUUAUCGCGGAACACAUCAGAACUUGCGGUGAACGGCCUAGCAUAGCUUUUUCUGAGGCACGUCGAUUCCAGUCAGAGGUCAGGCCGGAUUGGAAGAAGAUUAACGUGGAGAAGAUGGACGUAGCCCUUUACCACAAAUUCACCCAACAUCCUGAUCUAAUGAAUGAAUUGCUCGCCACCGGCAAUGCGGAGCUCGUCGAGGAUUCAGACAAAGACGCGUUUUGGGGGAUCGGCGCUGAUCACCGUGGAAGAAACGAAUUGGGAAAGGCUCUCGAAAGGCUGAGAGAGCAAUUCCGUGCCGAUUAGGGACCGACCGGGUAUCAUAUUUCAUGGCAAUUUCUCUCCCUUCGUAGUGUAAUUUUUUUGUUUUGCUUUGUACGAUAUAGCUGUAAUUGUCUGGGUCAUAGUUGUGUUGAUACGCACUUUUCGUGAAGAACGGUCGUUCUUAUCCGGCUACGCCUUUCUGCCAUCAAGAAGAGAUGGGACUAGAAUCUCUUGAACCCACGCAACGACUUGACCCAAAACCGGCUCGGCCUUCUAUUUGGACAUUAUAAAAGCGGCGAUGAGAGGGUUUAAGACCAAUCGCUUU